AUGGUUAGUGACACACAGAGCCAAUCGCCCCGCUUCCACCGCUCCCUCGUCAACGCCAGUCUGCACAUCGCCACUUUCGCCAAGGGCAGCCCGCUGUCUCUCGAGAUGAAUGAUUCCUCUUAUGAUUCCGUCACCACUGGAGUUCUGAGUCGAUCCCUUCCCUCUCUUCCCCUCCCUGCACCCCCUGUAUCCCCCGACUCCCCCAUCCCCCCGUGGGGUCGUUUUAAGAUGCCUUCACCAGUGGACACUCCCUCAAGAACGACUCGUUUUAAGAUGCCUUCACCAAUGAAGUUCAGAGUCAACCCUUUCGAUGAGGCCUUCACAAGUGGUGUCUUCCUAUUUGCCAAGAAGUUUCCUCGCGGCUCACCGACUCUGGAUAGGAUUGACAGGGAGCUUCCAACCCUCUUUAUCCCUCCUCUGCCUUACGUAACCCCAUUCUUCCCAUCCGUCCAUACCCUCGUCUUCCCUCACCCAUCUUCCCUUCACCCCAUCUCACCUCUUCCCAUCCUUCCAUACCCCCAUCCCCCCUCACCCACCUUCCCUAUUUCCAUCCUUCUUUACACCCAUCUUCCUGUUUCCGUUUCCCCACCCUUCCUUUUCGCACCCCCCUCCUGUGCUCGCAGGGAGCUACUGCAACGGCAGCCUGACAGCAUCACCCCUGACGCCUGGUGCUCUCUCCCUGCCUUCGCUGCCUCGGGAGCUACUGCAGCGGCAGCCCGACAGCAUCACGCCAGUCACCUGGUGCUCUCUCCCUGCCUUCAGUGUUGCAUCGCCUCCCACAUCCCACUCAUCCUCCCCUAUACCCGUCCUCCAUGCUCCCCGCCCAUCCUCCCGUUCUUGCUUGCAGGGAGCUACUGCAGCGACAGCCUGACAGCAUCACGCCAGGCUCCUGGUGCUCUCUCCCUGCCUUCAGUGAUGCAUCGCCUCCCACAUCCCACUCAUCCUCCCCUAUACCCGUCCUCCAUCCUCCCCGCCCCAUCCUCCCGUUCUUGCUUGCAGGGAGCUACUGCAGCGACAGCCUGA
Closterium sp. NIES-65 is the source of this 1023-nucleotide messenger RNA. Lineage: Eukaryota; Viridiplantae; Streptophyta; Zygnematophyceae; Desmidiales; Closteriaceae. The record is from the annotation of a GenBank genome assembly.